CGAUCGCUACAGUAUAGAAACGGAUACGGUAACAUACGUUACUCCCAAUACGUUAUUAUUUUCGCGUUAUACACACGCAUUGAAGUGAAGUGAAUAUUUGUGAUACAUUCCAGUGUUUAGAAUUAAAAUGGAAUCUCCAGUUGUAUUGGAUAAACCACCGGAAUAUCUUGGGAAUACCGCUAGAAAUAAUGAACGCGGUUUCCCAUUUGAUGAGGAGGAGGGGUCAGGAGCGUGGAGCGAGCUCGCGGCGCGGCAUCCUGACAUAGCGGCGCGGCUACGGCAACGGCCCGCCACUUGGGCCAGGAAGCGACGACCCUCCAGCCAGGACGCUACAGACGAUUUCGGGGACAGCUUCGGUGGCUUCGACAGAUUUCCAUUUGACGAUAUCCCGCCAGAGUUCAGAGAACACUUCCCGUCACGUUGGAACCGCGGGUUCAGUUCACGUGACGAACCAGAACCACAGACACAAGCGUCGCCACAACCACCAUCGCCGAGCCAACAAACUACAGCAACACAGACUGAACAGAAUCCGGGGCCGUCCCAAAACGAUCAGCAGUCAUUUUUACCACAGUACGGUUUAAGAAACACAGUUGAUCUCGGUCAAAAGAGUCCAGCCGAUCCAAGCAUAGUUGAUGCUGAGGAGAGAAAUCAGAGGUCUAUGUCAGCGCCCCCAGACAAUCGAACAGCCAACCACAAUUUCUCUAACAAAAUGAGUGAACAGAACCAUCACGAACAACAGCAUCCGACUCAUUCGGAGCAACAGCAGCAGCAACAACAACCAUCAAAUGUACGGCAUAUUCCCAUUUUUGUGGAGGGACGAGAUGAACCAGUAAUUAACAGAUCUGUUGAUCAUGGUGAACCCAAACAAACAUACGCCCCGCCACCGCCGCAACCUCAUAUAGACAGAGAACAGUAUUUCGCAGACGAACCUGUCGGAUUUCAUGCACCUCCAAACUUUUCAAGAGCAUUUGGUACGCCGUUCAAUACUUUUAGGCAAGGUCCACAGCCAUUUGCUCAGCAGAAAGUAUAUCCACAGACUGCGUUUGCACGUGGUGCUUCGCCUCAAAGAUCUCAGUCUCCAAAACCUCAGAUGUUUCCUGAUGAACAUUAUGUACAAGUUCCAGUACGUCACGAAUUUAGUAAGUCUGCUCCUCCGUCCCAACCUAAGCAGCAACAGCGAGCUCAACAACAGCCGCAUCAGCAACCCCAACACCAGCAACAACAACAACCCCAACAGCAGCCGCAACAGCAUCCACCAAAACAACAAACUCCACCACACCAGGAAAUUCCUACACAGCAACAGCAGUCCCCACCUCAGCCCAAACCACAACAGCAAACAGCUAAUGAUCCAAUUUCUCAAAUCCUUAGUAUUCAAACAGAUGUCUUAAACCUAAUGACUGACGUCGAAAACUUCACAGGUACUAAAAAAGACAAGCAGUACAUUUAUCUAGAUGAGAUGUUAACGAGGAAUCUCAUUAAAUUAGAUAAUAUUGAAACAGACGGUAAAGAAAACAUUAGGCAAGCAAGAAAGGAGGCCAUUAAAUGUAUUCAGAAAUGUAUAGCAGUAUUAGAAGCUAAAGCUGAAAACAAAGGUGGAAGUACACCUCAACCCCAGGAAGUUCCUCAACCACAAAAUGAUGUUGAAAUGAAGGAAAAUGCUGAAAAUGUUCAAAACACAAAUAAGAUUACAGAGAAUGGUGAAGUAGAGAUGAAAGAUACCAAAGAGGAAAUUAAAACUGAUGAGCAUCAGGCAGCUCAGCCAGAGGCUCAGGAACAGGUCGUUAAGGCUGCUAAUGAAAAAACUGAGGUGCCAAAAUCACAGGAACAAAAACUGGAAACCAAUAAAGAGGGUGCCCAGCCUGAGGUAACUGACACGCGACCUGUAGAUAACGAAACAUCCAAACAAAAAACUGAAACCAAACAAGAGGCCGAAAAGAAAGAAGAAAAGAAGGCCACUAAAGGUGCUAAAAAUACGAAGAAACGCGAUAAAAGUAAAGAUAAGAAAGCAAAUGUAGAUAGCAAUAAGGAACAAAUAGAAGGUAAAGAAAUAAAUAAGGUAGAAGUAAUGCAAGUGGACGAUAAAGGUGAUAAGGCAGAAACGCAGACAAUGGAAGUAGAUGGUGCUGCUAGUCAAUAAAUUUAGCUUGGCGUUAGUGAAUUGUUUAAUGUAGAUACACAAUUUAAUAUCCGAUGCACCGCGGGGCCUAAAUGCAUCUGCCUUCCUUUUUGUUAACUCUUUGUGAAUAAAAAUAACACUGGUGUUGACACUCUACUAUAUUAUAGUGUUUAUGUUUGUACAUUUACGUUUUUAAUAUUAAAACAUUGUAAUGUAAAGCUAUUUGUUGUAUUUAGGAUUUAAAUGGUCUUUUUUCUUAUUUAAAUCCUAAUAUUUAAUUAAUUUAUUGUUUAUCAUUACUGAUAACGCAAUUUUCUCAAUAAAUAUUGAAUACAAAA
This is a messenger RNA of Galleria mellonella (greater wax moth), 2454 nucleotides long. It is a transcript of the gene stv, whose product is annotated as BAG domain-containing protein Samui-like. NCBI's taxonomy places the organism in Eukaryota, Metazoa, Arthropoda, Insecta, Lepidoptera, Pyralidae. The record is from RefSeq and is a predicted model, not a curated record. Bases 128 to 2137 code for a protein of 669 amino acids. Gene Ontology annotation, biological process: protein stabilization. The transcript is spliced from 3 exons. Gene Ontology annotation, molecular function: adenyl-nucleotide exchange factor activity; protein-folding chaperone binding. Gene Ontology annotation, cellular component: membrane; cytoplasm; nucleus.